AUGGAGCUUCCUGAGUUUAAUGUGGCAAGGUCCCUGCAGGAGGAGGCAGGCUAUGAGCUCAGAGUACAGGAAAAGGUGAUGGUGCAGGAGGGUCUGUGCAUCCACGUGCCCUGCUCCUUCUCCUACCUGUGGAGGUCAUGGUAUUCCUCUGGCCCCCUCUACAUCUACUGGUAUCGAAAUGGGGUCAUCACCCAGCAGAAUGUUCCUGCAGCCACAAACAACCCAUAUAAACCAGUGAAGAGGGAGACCCAUGGCUGAUUCAUCCUCGCAGACCCCAGGACCAACAACUGUUCCCUGAGCAUCAGAGACACCAGGAAGAGUGAUGCAGGCACCUACAUCUUCUGAGUGGAGAGAGGAGAUCAUGUGAAAUACACUUACCAAGAUAAGAUGUUGACUUUGCAGGUGACAGAACUGACACAGAAACCUGACAUCCACACUUCAGAGGAGCCUCUGGAGUCUGGCCGCCCCACACAGCUGACCUGCAGCCUGCCAGGGUCCUGUGAAGGGGGAAGUCCUCUCAUCUUCUCCUGGGUGGGAGCUGCUCUUGACUCUCUGAACCCCCAGACCCUCCACUCCUCGGUGCUCACCUUCACCCCAAGGCCCCAGGACCAUGGUACCAACCUCACCUGUCAGAUGCCCCAAGGAAGCUCACCAUUGAUGGGUCCUACAGAAACAUCACAACCUACAGCAGGUUCCACAAAAAGGUGGGAAGAUAAGACAGAGUCUGGUGAGUGGGUGGGCUCACUGAGCUGGACCCUGGAGGGAAAAGCCCUGAGCCUGUCCCAGCCCUCAGCACCCAGGGUCCUGGGGCUGAACCAUGUAGGGGCUGGAGACAGAGGGGAGUUCACCAGCUGGGCUCAGCACCCACUGGGAUCCCAGCAUGUUUCCUUCAGCCUGUCUGUGCUGAGACAACCCCCUUCCUGCAAAUGUGUGACUGAGGAGCAGCAGGGCUCCUGGCCCCUGGUCCUCACUCUGAUCAGAGGGGCCCUCAUGGGGGCUGGCUUCCUCCUCACUUAUGGCCUCAUUUGGCUCUACUACACCAGGUGAGCAGCUCUGUCUCUCUACAGGGAAGGUCAGUGAUUGGCCCCAAGUUCCAGGUGGGGCUGAGUGGUCCCACCUGCCCAGAAUUAGAACUAAAGUGGCCGAGCCCCUGAGCUGAGACCUGUGUUGGCCCCGCAGGUGUGGA
Messenger RNA from Phyllostomus discolor (pale spear-nosed bat), 1186 nucleotides. RefSeq names its product sialic acid-binding Ig-like lectin 14. The record is from RefSeq and is a predicted model, not a curated record. Gene Ontology annotation, biological process: cell adhesion. The transcript is spliced from 6 exons. NCBI's taxonomy places the organism in Eukaryota, Metazoa, Chordata, Mammalia, Chiroptera, Phyllostomidae. Gene Ontology annotation, cellular component: plasma membrane. Gene Ontology annotation, molecular function: sialic acid binding.